UAAACAAACACCUGACCGUUAACCAAUGACAACAAGUCAAGCUAGCUAGAUAUCUAGCACCGUCGGAGACUACCUCUAUGAAUCUGUGGAUUUAUCCAAACUGUCUGAAAAAUAACCUUUAAGUAGAUAUUUAAUAUUGAGUUUGUUGAGCAUAAUGUCUGGACCAAAUGGAGAUCCAGACAUCUCAAUGGACGAUGGUAUCAACGACGAAGAUGAGUUCGAGGACGAAGAGUACGAAGCCAUCAACUCCACGCUCGAUCAGAUCAACUCCUAUCUGGAUGACCUGGAGGAUCGGAAUGAUUCGCUUAACGGCAAACUGCACGAACUAAUGGAGUCAAACCGGGAAGCCAGGCUGGAGUUCAGGGCCCAACUGCUCGGCUCCCAGACUCAGGAGCAGCCAUGUCCUGCAGACGGGGAUUCCUCCGCAACCAGCAGGGAAGACGUGAAUAAAGACGAUGGGGACUGCAAAUGAGUGAUGAGGAGGAGAGGGGGGGUGCUGAGUUAAUCAAAAUACAUGGAUGGAAAUAUUUAGUUGACUCAACUCCUUACUUCUGUCUGUUGUACCAAUGACCCUUGAUCUGCAUAGUUAAUGCCUAUCCGAUUCUUCUUUAUCGGCAGAUGUGACAUUUUGCUUCUCCUCCGUCACCUCAUCAUGUUUUUCUCCUUUGUUGAACUGUGAUGUGCUGAUGUUUGGUUCCUUAAGCAGAUUGAAGUCUCUAGCAGCUUCUUAUACAAGCUGCACACCACCUGGGACCAUUACAGUGAAAUCUAAGUCGCAUGUGUUGAUUGUUAAGCUGUGACAUCAUGGCAAGAAAUUCUAAAGCCAGGAAGAAACGAGACAUUUAAAAACAGUGACAGUGACCUGUAUAACAUUCCUCGAGAGUUGACCAUGAUCUUAAGAAUCUGUCUUCAUGGCCAAAUAGUCAAAAUAGUCUUUGUAGUGUGCUGAUCCAUUUGGUUUCAGCUUUGUAAUAGCUCUAGUCUCCGUUAGUCUCUGUUCCUGUUUGAUUCAUCCCAAAAAGUAAAUAUGCAAUACUACAGAUGUCUACCAGUGUAUUAGGUUUGAUCUGCAGCAUGACUUUAAAUCUGCUGCACUGUUGUUUAUUAACCUGUUGAGGAUAAGUGAGUUGAUACGAGUUUGUGCAAGUUAAAUAAUAGCCACAAAGUCAAAACGAAGUCAAUCAAGUGGGAAUUGUCAGACAUUUUAAUAUAAAUUAAAAUGACCCCCCCCAAAAAAAAACAGAAAACAAAAAUCCCAAAAUACAUACAACUUCCAGCAGUUAGAAAACAACACCUGUCUGUUCAUCUCAAUGUAGUCAGUAGCUGAAUAAAAAUACAAUAAGAAACAUA
Molecule: messenger RNA, 1350 nt
Organism: Anarrhichthys ocellatus (wolf-eel)
Lineage: Eukaryota; Metazoa; Chordata; Actinopteri; Perciformes; Anarhichadidae
Gene: bbln
Product: bublin coiled coil protein
Exons: 2
Coding region: 155-472 (105 amino acids)
Source: RefSeq, a predicted model, not a curated record